Molecule: messenger RNA, 768 nt
Organism: Aureobasidium uvarum
Lineage: Eukaryota; Fungi; Ascomycota; Dothideomycetes; Dothideales; Saccotheciaceae
Source: the annotation of a GenBank genome assembly
AUGGGUGCUUCUGCGGACUCUCCAAUGGCUUCACCACUCCAGGCCUUGAUGAACAGCACGAUGGGCUACGACGGCGUCAAACAUCCCUACUACCCGACGGAUGCCAAUAUUGGCGAUUAUGUGGCUAAUCAAUCCACUGUUUUGUCGCUUCUGGGCUCAUUUGUUGCCGGCUGUGCUGCAAUCUUCGUUGCAACAUAUUUGGCCGUCAAGAAGGUCAACCCGAGGCUGCCAACCAUCGAACUGCUCACAGUUAUGUGGUUCGUGUUAUGUGGAUGUAUACACUUGUUCUUCGAAGUGUUUUACCAGNGUUAUUUCGCGUAUAACCAUACGAGCAUGGGUGGAUUGCAGACAUUCUUUGGUCAGCUUUGGAAAGAAUAUGCUUUGUCGGAUUCCAGAUACUUGACACAGAACGUCUUUGUGUUUUGUGUUGAGGCCAUGACUGCAGUAANNGUGCUCUGGGGUCCAUUGAGCUUCGUGGUUGCUGUGCUGAUUGCGACCGAGAAUCCACUAAGGCAUCCCCUGCAAGCGGCCGUGAGUCUUGGGCAGUGCUAUGGCGACCUUCUCUAUUAUGCUACCAGCAUGGCCGAUCAUUACUACCUGGGCAUUGAAUAUUCGAGACCGGAGGCCUACUAUUUCUGGGGAUACUAUUUUGGAGCGAACUUCUUCUGGAUCGUGAUUCCUGCAGUGUUGUUGUACAACAGCGUCAAGGCCAGUGGCGACGCAAUUCGACAAGUCCAGGAGACCAGGGGCUCGAAGAAGACCAUGUAG